UUGUAUGAUCAUCAUCAUCAUCAACUUGAGCAAUUCCAGGAUUCACAAUUUUGUAGCUCCAUGCGGCCUCAACAAUCAUCUCAGCAUCAAAGGCUCAAUCAAGUUACUGAGACAGCUAAUGGAAUUGGUCCUCAGCAUCACAACAUCUUGGUCCCUGAAUCUUUGACGUCCUUUAGUUUGCAGACCAUCCAAACCCACGGAUUGUUGAAUCAAACUGGUAGACAAAAUAUCCCCUGCCUUAGUUCUGGCACAAAUGCUCAGCAAACGCAAAUCCUGAACUCACAAACAGAACGAGAAAUUGGGGUUGGAAAGAACAGAGUGGAAAUCCCUGAUCUAUGUGAAACAUCACUGAGAGGCUUCAAAGAGAAAGGACCGGUGGAAGGACAUAGACGGGAAGCAAAACACCAUUUGUUGGGAGAACCAUCGUUGUCAUCUAAACGCUCCAGGAGGGAAACAAUAAGGCCAGAAAGGAGUUUACAAGAAGAGGAUGUGACUUCUCAAUCUGAAGGAAAUGAAGUCGAAAACUCUAAUAUUUCCAAUCCUUCUAAUACAAGGCCUGUCAAGAAUGCUGUUUAUGAUCCAACAUUUGAAGGGGUUGGUCUACCUGUUGACCCUCAUCUCCGGCUAUUUGCCUCAUGCUAGAUAGUUGCAUGGCAAUGGUACAUCAUGUGGGUUCGAUGAGCCAAUGUUCUGAGGCGAGUGUCUUGUAUGAUAUUUCUAU
Messenger RNA from Alnus glutinosa, 721 nucleotides. RefSeq lists its product as uncharacterized. The transcript is spliced from 7 exons. NCBI's taxonomy places the organism in Eukaryota, Viridiplantae, Streptophyta, Magnoliopsida, Fagales, Betulaceae. Bases 61 to 642 code for a protein of 193 amino acids. The record is from RefSeq and is a predicted model, not a curated record.